AUGAUCAAGUCAACACAAAAGUUCACAUGGCGCGCGCGAACUCUCCUUGCGCCUCGGACGAUCACGCGUCAAGGCGGUUGGCGAUAUGACGCAUUAGUGAGCGCGCGGCGCGGCUUCACAGUAUGCGCAAGCAAACGGGGCGGUGGAGCGGAAGCGGGGUCGAGGGAGCGACUCCCCACACUCCUCUGGCUCGGUGCUGCCCUCUGCUCCGGGCUCAUCGACCGCGCUCGCCCUCGCCGCGGCCCCAUACUGCUGCCAUGGCAUGCUACUCACGCUGUAGCGGCUGUACCGCAACUAGGAGAAUUCCCGCCAGGAUAUUCGUCCUUACACAUACUAGAAUGUACUGUCGACACUUUA
Brenthis ino (lesser marbled fritillary) is the source of this 357-nucleotide messenger RNA. The record is from the annotation of a GenBank genome assembly. NCBI's taxonomy places the organism in Eukaryota, Metazoa, Arthropoda, Insecta, Lepidoptera, Nymphalidae.